Pectinophora gossypiella (pink bollworm) is the source of this 1173-nucleotide messenger RNA. Its product is annotated as zinc finger protein 32-like. Lineage: Eukaryota; Metazoa; Arthropoda; Insecta; Lepidoptera; Gelechiidae. Gene Ontology annotation, molecular function: RNA polymerase II cis-regulatory region sequence-specific DNA binding; DNA-binding transcription factor activity. Gene Ontology annotation, biological process: regulation of transcription by RNA polymerase II. The transcript is spliced from 10 exons. The record is from RefSeq and is a predicted model, not a curated record. Bases 91 to 1173 code for a protein of 360 amino acids.
UUUGCCACAGAAUAAAAUUGGUAUUAUGGCGUCGUAUUUUCUCAGAUAAUAAAUUGAAGUUUUAAGAGUUUUUGAUAUCUGUGGUAGAAAAUGGAUAACGAUAUGGUAUACUGUUCGUUUGUGAGUACUCACUAUAUAAUCUGUAAAUGUGGCGAUAAUUUUCCUAGUGAAGAAACUUUGAGGGAACAUUUGGAGAAAGAUCAUAAUAAUAAAAAGAAGGAAAAGGCUGAAUCGAGCCAACCGAGCUCUAAAUAUGUAUACAUUAUAACUCCAAAUAAUAUCAAAGAAGAAACUAGAAUCAAAGAAGAAGAACCUCUAAACGACGAUGUUGAUAUAAAACAGGAAAUAAUAUACGAAACGGAAGAGGUGGCUGACGAGUACGUGGUCCCACAGAGCGAUUUACCAGACCAGAUACUGCAGUAUGAGUACCAGGGACAGGAGGUAUCGCCUCUAGAAGUGGAGCUGGCAUGCAGCCAACUGACCUUCAAGAAGGAGCAGAUAUUGGACGAGGAGGUGAUACUGGGGGAGGGGAACCAGGAGCAUGAUUACGAUAGGGAGCUGGUUAAGGACGAGUUGUUCUACUGCGAGAAGUGUGGCAAGUCAUUCAAAUCGGAGCGGUCAGUGAACCUGCACGUGGCUCGGAUGCACACCAAGUCCAAAGCGGAGCGGCAGGUGUAUGAGCUGAGCAAGAAGGCGGUCUGCAAUGUGUGCGGGAAGAAGUACGCGUCGAACGCAGCGCUCCGAUAUCACCAAAGGGUGCACACUGGGGAGAAGCCAUACCAAUGCACCAUGUGCCCGAAAGCUUUCACCAUGCCAUUGUUUCUACAGAUUCAUAUACGCACACAUACGGGUGAACGGCCUUACCAGUGUUCAGAUUGUACGAAGGCAUUCAGCAAUAAGGCUGCCUUAUUGCGACACGACAGGGUACAUACUGGUGUAAAGCCCUACGCCUGUCCGGAGUGUGGUAAAACCUUCACGCAAUCCAACUCCAUGAAGCUGCAUGUCCAGACAGUCCACCUCAAGAUGCCCGCGCCGUACAAGAGUGCCGCGAGGAAGUUGAAGUGCCUACGACGGAAUCAACUGAUUGAAAUGCGCACUGAUGCGGACAAAAGUGGAACCAAACGUGUUAAAGUGACGACCAAAGAUACCAAUAUCUCCGGAGCUAAGGUAUAA